CCUUUAUCCUAUCCCUGCCACAGCCUGCCUGAGAGUCCACCAGGCCAUGGAGGCAGUGGCAGUGUAUCAUGGCAAAAUUAGCCGCGAGACCGGGGAAAAGCUCCUGCUCGCUGCGGGUCUGGAUGGCAGCUAUUUGCUGAGGGACAGCGAGAGCAUCCUGGGGGUGUACUGCCUGUGUGUGCUGUAUCAAGGUUACAUUUAUACAUACCGAGUGUCCCAGACAGAAACAGGUUCUUGGAGUGCUGAGACAGCUCCUGGGGUACAUAAAAGAUUUUUCCGGAAAAUAAAAAAUCUAAUUUCAGCAUUUCAGAAGCCAGAUCAAGGCAUUGUAAUACCUCUGCAGUAUCCGGUUGAGAAGCCCUCUGCUAGAAGCCCACAAGGGAGAAGAGGAAACCCUGAUGUUGGCCUGAAAGCACCAUGAAGAAAAAGAAAACACCUUGCGCUUUAGUUUCAAUAAUUUAAAUAUCUACUGCGUCUGUAUAUUGUUGAUCAUACAGCUGAGUGAGCUACAGCUGCA
Messenger RNA from Chrysochloris asiatica (Cape golden mole), 517 nucleotides. RefSeq names its product SH2 domain containing 1A (gene SH2D1A). The coding region runs from base 47 to 421 and encodes 124 amino acids. The transcript is spliced from 4 exons. The record is from RefSeq and is a predicted model, not a curated record. Lineage: Eukaryota; Metazoa; Chordata; Mammalia; Afrosoricida; Chrysochloridae.